AGGGGAAAAAACAUGGGCCUUUCUAAACGUUGUAACGGUAACAAACCAUCAACAUUCUGAAAAUUGAAGUUUCUGCUCACAGAAAAAUGAAGAUGAACCUCUUCUCUCAAACUAUCAAUCCAUCACUACAACGAAAAACUCCAACUUCUUCUUGAUUUCAUGAACCCAUUUCUGAAUCACUCGAAGCAAUGGGAGUCGGAGGCCAUUUCUGGGAUUUACUUAAACCUCACGCUCGAACUGAGGGCUUCGAUUUCCUCAGGAACAAGCGGGUCGCCGUCGACCUCUCUUUCUGGAUUGUCCAGCACGAGACCGCCAUUAAAUCCAGUGCUCGAAGCCCCCAUUUGAGGCUCACAUUCUUCCGCACCAUCACUCUCUUUGCCAAGUUUGGUGCGUUUCCUGUGUUUGUAGUUGAUGGAACUCCUUCACCCUUGAAAUCUAAGGCAAGAAUUGCCAGAUUUUUUCGCUUAUCUGGUAUUGACACUUCUGAUCUACCAAAGGUUGAAGAUCGCAUUUCAGUUGACAGGAAUCGCAAGUUUGCAAAAUGUGUUAAAGAAUGUGUGGAACUGCUUGAGCUAUUUGGGGUGCCCGUCUUAGAAGCAAAAGGUGAAGCUGAAGCCCUAUGUGCCGAGUUGAAUCGAAAAGGCUUUGUGGAUGCAUGCAUCACGGCUGACAGUGAUGCAUUUCUGUUUGGUGCCAAAUGCGUUAUUAAAAGCAUCCAUCCCAAUUCAAAAGCAAGUACUCCUAUCUAUACGAGUCUUCUUUUAUAUGUGACUUCUUUCUUACCAUGUUCUCUUGAAUAUCAUCACAUGCAGGAACCACUUGAAUGCUACUUCAUAUCAGAUAUUGAAGCUGCUCUUGGGUUGAAUAGGAAGCAUUUAAUCGCAAUCUCUCUCCUGGUUGGAAAUGACCACAACUUAAAUGGCGUGCAAGGAGUUGGAUUGGAUACCGCUGUUCGUUUCGUCCAAGAUUACACAGAUGAUGAGAUUUUGAAUAAAUUGUAUGAAAUAGGCAACGAGGAUAAUUCAAUGCUUCAGGGUGGUCUUGAAUUGGUAAAUGACUAUGGACAAUCUUUGAAAAUGAGCUCAAGAAAGAUCAAGUGUUCUCACUGUUCCUUCUGUGGUCAUCCAGGCAGCAAAAGAGCCCAUGUUAAGUUCCCUUGUGAAUACUGUGAUGUGAGUCAUGGUGAGGGUUGUAUCAAAAAGCCGGAUGGAUUUAAAUGCAAUUGUUCCUCAUGUGAUACGGAUCGAGAAGAAAAAGAGAAAAAGAAACAAGAAAAUUGGCGAUUAAAAGUUUGCAAGAAGAUUGCUAUGGAGCCAAAUUUUCCCAGUAGUGAACUUAUUCAGAUGUACCAGUGUGAUAAUCACAGUUAUUUUAGUGAUGAUGACCUUGUCUUAUCCUGGGGAAGCCCAAGAACCGAAAUGCUGGUUGAUUUUUUAGUUUUUCAUCUACGGUGGGAGCCAUCGUACAUUCGUCAGAGGAUGCUCCCCAUGCUAUCCACCAUUUUUCUCAGAGAAAUGGCUAAUAAUCCUAUUCAAACUUUGUUAUAUGGCCAGUACGAGUUUGAUUCUAUACUUAGAGAGAAAAUAAGAUAUGGACAUCCAUUUUAUGUUGUCAAAUGGAAGAAGGCAGUCCCAACCCUCAGCAAUGUUAUAUAUGAAGGGUCUUCUGAGGGGUUUGGCACUGGGCCAGAUGAUGCUAUUGAUAUCGAUGAAACAGUGGAUUUGACAGACGAAUCUGAUUCUCCAAAAAUUCAUAUUCAAGACGGGUGCUCGUUUCUAUUGACUGAUGAGAAUAUCGACCUUGUUGGCGCUGCAUAUCCUGAACAGGCUGCCAAUUUUUUACAGGAAAAGGAAAUGAAAAGGCAGAAGACCCCAACCACACCAGCUUGCGGGACUAGCGGAAAGUCUGAUUCAUCUAAAGGGAAAGGUGUCCAGUUAAGUAUUACUGAGUUCUACCGUGCAACAAAAACGCAACAACAAACAUCAGAGACAACAGAUUUGACAAAUGAGGACGAGGAGACGAGUACGGGAAAGAGAAAAGCAUCAACUUCUUCCACUCUUUCAAAGUCUGUAAGACGACGCCUUUUGUUUGACUAGAGAGCUCUUUGAGAGCUACUGUGUGCACUCUGAUUAUUGAGUGCAAAUUCUAUAGCUUAGAAUAUAUGUAAUCACUUAUGUUUUUGCUACAGCUCUUUGAGCUGUUGUGUGCCCUCUGAUUAUGGAGUGCAAAUUGCCAUAUUCUAUAGUCUUAGAAUAUAUGUAUAAAGUUAUUGUUUUAUUUUUGUUAGGCAUUAAUUGGUGCUUUUAAUGAUGUAAUUAUAAUAUAUUUGGUUUAGCCAAGAUCUUGAUUUUGUUGUCCCUAUAAUUUGGUUAGUCUU
This is a messenger RNA of Benincasa hispida (wax gourd), 2377 nucleotides long. NCBI's taxonomy places the organism in Eukaryota, Viridiplantae, Streptophyta, Magnoliopsida, Cucurbitales, Cucurbitaceae. The record is from RefSeq and is a predicted model, not a curated record.